CCCAAGCAUGUUCUUGCAUCCAUCUUGAGUUGUUCCAACCGCAAUCGAGACUGGAUUCAUUUCAGAUAAUAACAAGCAUCACUGUUGCCUCAAUUAUUCUUAGCAGUGAUGAACACCCCGAGAACCUUUCACCUGCCCUCCCAGGCCACGUUUCAUGACAUCCCUUACGAUCAACGAUGGGAGCCCCUCAAGAAAAUCAUCAUCGAGGCCUUUUUGGGGGGUGCUUCAAGUCGCCCUCCCACAUUCCCAAAACUUUCCGAGUUCAUGAAGAAGCACCAUGGCUUCGAUGCAUCACCCGCCCAGUAUCGCUAUCGCCUCGGCCAGUGGGACAUCAGAAAAAAUACAAGAAGGAAGAGAAGACAGCUGUCAUCACAGCUAUAGGGAAACGCAAUCGACCGGGGGGGAGAGUCUCAGACGUGGAGAUUCGACAAGGAGAUUUCAUGAAGCCUGUGGACAGCAAACAGGUGAAGCGAUUCAUCAAUGAUACAAUUCGUCACCACUCUGCUCCGCCAUUGACGCCUGGCAUAAUAUCGCAAUGGAACCUCCCAUACGCAGCCUACCGAGCUUCCCUCGCGACGCAGGACAAUCAUGCUUCUCCAUUCAGCUACAACCCACCAACCCCGCAGUACCUUCACGUCAAUAGCCCCGACACAUCAGCUGGCCGGGGCGAAAUAUCAGACAUCAUCACUCCGACUUCUGCUUUGAUUCAGAGGAAGACCUUGUUAGACCGGUCCAGCCUGCUUCUACAGGGCCGCAGGGAAGAGUUGUUGAGCGGGUGCAACAGCAAUGAUAGAAGAACCAUCUCUGACUGGCUUCAUGACUACUGGAUGUACUGCUUCAUGACAGCCAAGUUCUGGGGGGUUGGCCCCCAAGAAUGGACAGCGGGACUGAUCUCAGAGGUCACCAUUGGCUUAGGCGUCACUGAGACACCUGACGCCGUUCAUUCGAUGUCGCCUUUCGCAAGCGUCUCUAAUUCAUUACCACAGGAAACCCCCCUAACCGAGAACCCACGACCGACAGAUCUCUGUCGUUGGGUAAUCCACCACGAAGACACGGUAGAUUUUGACGAUGACUCCACACCACCUUUGCCACCCAUGGAGCAAGCUACCUUUGAGUUGGGGGAUCAAUCGUCUUGGACCGAAUGGCCUACCUCUCAAACGGCUCGGUCCUACCAGAGUACCAUCCAGGAAGCCUUAACAUCAAGCCGAUUCAGCGCCAUUGCACCAAAUGAAGUGCCGAUCAGCAACGAGGUUGUUGCGGAGGUCAUAUCUAAAUCACUCAAGCAAAUUGCUUUAGAUUCAUGGGCAUUUGCGAUCAUGACUGGCAAUGUGGACCUUCUCACGAAGCUUCGGCACGAAGCUGGGUCCAGACCCGACCUUGAUUUCGCAGAGAUCCACCCAUAUCAUCUCGCAGCAUCAUACGUCGACGGAGGUAAUAUCUGCUGCCUCGUUCUCUGCUGCCUUACCAAGGCCCUGGACGGGACGUAUCCGAUCGCAUUGAAAAACCUUGACUCCAAUGGACAUACUGUUCUAGAUGCUCUCAUGAUUUCGAUUCUGCGUUCCCACACGGACUGUCCACCUGUCAACGUGAGCACAAGCUUUGUUGAUUGUACUCGUUUCCCGGGUGAAGAGAAGGAUAUUUGCGGCAGAUGGGAUGCUGAUUCGCCAGCAAUACGACACCUUUAUAGGUCUGGACAACCUCAGGUCCCCACACAUUGGAAGCAUGCCUUUUGUCACAGUUCUGUGCAGGCUAUAUGCCACAACAUGAUUGCGAUCUUCCUACCACCAUCGGCGCCGGACAUCAACGCUUACAGCGGUCUGUUCCGACGGCGUUGUACCAGCUGUGGGCUCGAGAUGAAGCUGGGCUCGUUGCAUACUCUUGUUGCCGUUGCAUUUCAUUUGGCAGAGAACGGCAAGAAUGGUGAAACGCUAUUUGGAGCAAUGGCUUGUCUAGUUUGCCUUUUGGCACUAGGAGCUGAUGCUGCCCAAGUAGCGGAUCUAUCAGUGCUUGACAUGUUCUCGUCUCCAGGUGAGGGAAGUUGUUAUCAUCGACCCAUGACCGCGAUGGAGUUGGCAGAAGAGGUCCCACAAGAAAUCAAAGAUGAUUGGAGACCAUCUUGUAAGAUCGGCUGGAGGUGCCUCGUGCUGAUUCUUCGUCACGCAACGCCAUCAUCGCAAGGAGACAGCCCUUUCAUAAAGUUCAGCAAACGAGUCAGCACCUGUCAGGAUUUUGAACGUAGCGAGACUAGGGAGAACGAGAACCCGAACGACGACGAGGACCACGUUUUGUAUGUUGACUGUCUCUUCGAGGAGUUUCACGAAAGCUUUGGCACCCCCAUCAACCCUAAUCUGGGCACUCUCUGGGCGGCGAUCCAAACAGAGGUACACUCAUACCGCAAGGUCACUAAUCUCGAUCCCAACAUCUCUGACCACUUUCAGGUAUCUUCUCUCUUGAAAUGGCUGGAAGAGGAGACUGACGACUUUGAGACUCCACUGCUCAGAGAAGAUAUGAUGCAGAGGCAUACACCAUGUGGAUAGUUUUCCGGAAUUCACGGUAUGGUGGGGGUCAUGGCACCCGACAUGUGUUCGAGGUAUUUCAUGAACAUGGAUAUCUGGUCGCGGGCCUCCUUUGUGGAGGAAAUGGUUCCUCUGGGUUGUGAAAGUGGAUUCUGACGUUUCAAAUCAUAAAGAGACUGAGAACCUCUAUGUAAACCAUUCGGGUGUGAAAAUGGUUGGACGCUAUACCAAAACAUCACCAUAGAUCUUGUUGCCCAGGGAGUACAUUAUAAAGGGGGCACCAGGCUACUAAUCGUUAACCUUCCCCUAUGUUGCAUCGCUCGGAAGAGA
Messenger RNA from Colletotrichum godetiae, 2846 nucleotides. RefSeq lists its product as uncharacterized. The record is from RefSeq and is a predicted model, not a curated record. The coding region runs from base 177 to 2537 and encodes 786 amino acids. NCBI's taxonomy places the organism in Eukaryota, Fungi, Ascomycota, Sordariomycetes, Glomerellales, Glomerellaceae. The transcript has 4 exons.